CAGGGAGAAUAGAGAAGAAAAGAGAACAGAAAGGAAUAUCAGAUUUAAAAGCUCCAUGUGAUCAAGGUGAUACACGAACUUAAAGAGAGACUGGAUAGAACUCGGACUUCAGUCUUGACUUUUGUGGCAACGCCAUCCUAACCAUUCCUCACAAACAGGAUUCCCCAGGCUCUGCCUAACACCCGUUGCUGGUUGAAGCCUAUCUAAUGACGGUUAUGCUCCUCUUUUGACUACAGGAAAAAUCCAGAAACACAUCAUGAAUCAGAACUCUGAGGUUCACAUGCCUGAAGAUCUGAAGAAGAAAAGGGGAAAUCUGCUCAACCUAGGGAGACCAACAAGGGUUUUCAGGAAGAGCAGCCAUUCACAAAGGGAGAACAGAGCUUACGGACCAACUGAAACACAUCAAGGAGCUAAAAUUCAAGUUUUUCAGAAACCCAUCCAGAUGGACUGGCCACUGGUCACUCAGCCCUUAAACAAAAGUUUGGUCCAAGGCACCAAAUGGAAGAAAGCAGAUGCAACCCAAGAGAAGCGUAGGAUCCUCCUUCAUGAGUUUUGUAAGAAAUAUGGUAGAGUAAAUGAUUCCAAAUCCAACCUUUUUCAUAUAGUAUCUAGGAUAUAUGUAGAAGACAAACACAAAAUCCUGUACUGUGAAGUACCAAAAGCUGGCUGCUCUAAUUGGAAAAGAAUUCUGAUGGUCCUAAAUGGAUUGGCUUCCUCUGCGUACAAUAUCUCCCAUGAUACUGUGCACUAUGGGAAACAUCUGAAAACACUGGAUAGCUUUGACUUAAAAGGAGUGCACAUGCGUUUGAAUACCUAUACCAAAGCUGUGUUUGUUAGAGAUCCCAUGGAAAGAUUGGUCUCCGCAUUUAGGGAUAAAUUUGAGCAUCCCAAUAGUUACUACCAUCCCGUGUUUGGGAAGGCGAUUAUCAAGAAAUAUCGGCCAAAUGCCUCUGCAGAAGCAUUAAAUAAUGGAUCUGGAGUCAAAUUCAAAGAAUUCGCCCACUAUUUGCUAGAUGCUCAUCGUCCAGUAGGAAUGGACAUUCACUGGGAAAGAGUCAGCAAGCUGUGUCAUCCGUGCUUGAUCAACUAUGACUUUGUAGGGAAGUUUGAGACAUUAGGAGAAGAUGCCAAUUACUUUCUACAGUUGAUUGGUGCUCCAAAAGAGUUGACAUUUCCAAACUUUAAGGAUAGGCACUCCUCUGAUGAAAGAACCAACGCCCACGUGGUAAGGCAGUAUCUAAAGGACCUGAGCCCGGCCGAAAGACAGCUCAUCUACGACUUCUAUCACUUGGACUAUUUGAUGUUUAAUUACACAACUCCACAUUUGUAAUUUGUAUUCAUUUUCUGAAGCCCUACAUAGUUUUAAUGAUGAUGGCCUCAAAUCAGCUCCUGUAAUUAUCCUACAGUUCUCUGUAUGGAGGAAAUUUAGCUAAGUGAAGUUGUCUUGAUUGAAUGAAGACUUUUUUUUUAACCAAAGAGUAUGACAGCAAUUAGCACAAAGUUAUUGAAAAAUCAUCUCAAGGAGACAUGUAAACAACCUGAUGUGCUUUUAAAUGUUGGGAAAGAGCUGUUUUGGCAUUGUAGCUUAUACUGUGGAAGCAAUAACCUAGCCAGAUGUUACAUUAACCAAGAGAGCCUCUUGCAUGUAAAAUAAAAGGUCAAAAUAGUGAGAAUUGUGCAUUCAAAUCCUGGCAACCAUCAUCUGACAUGCAUGAAGCCAUGCUUAGCAGUUUGUGUCAUUUGCAGCAAAUGAUUGGAUGGUUUUCUUAUACCCUGAAUUCUCCUGUCCUGUGAUGAUAAAUCCAUUUUUAAACAUUUGGGCAUAAGCAUUUUACUAUUGAUCUGGAAGCAUUCUAUGACUUACAAUAUGAAAACAGAGCAAACAAACAGAUGAAUCUGUGGCUUUUUAAAAAUUUAACAGUCAGUAAAAAUGUACAACAUACUAAGAUCAAAACAACAAAAGCCACCUUUCUCUUCCAGGAAAAAACUUCAGGGGGAUUGAUUUUUCUUGGUUUUGAGCCCUCCAUGAAGAGACAAAAUGAGCCCAACCAAGCAGGUCCUCAUUUCUAAACAUCAUCAGAUAGAAAUGUGCUCUUGAUUCUGCUUUAAUUGGGAAAGGGGCAAUUGUUUCAGGAUGGAAUAAUCAUCAAAACCAAAAGUUGCCGUUCUGAAUAUAGACCUCUAGCAAUAACAAAGUUUUAUAAGAAUAUUAUUUGAAUCAAAGCACCAUGUGCGUAGCUUUCUAUGUGGAAUACACUCUAAGAAUAGCUUUUGUUUGCAGUCUAAUUAUUCAGCUUGGGAAUGACUUUUUAAGAACUAAUAUACCACUUCAAAGACAGGUUAUGUUCUAGAGAAUCAACAUAACAAGAGCCCCUAGAAAUGUUUUUAAUAGGCUUAUGAAUAAGCAAAUUAAGGUAUUUUCUUCUUAAGUUUAAAUACUCUAUACUAACAAAGUCAAAUACCAUUGCAUUCAAAUAUUAAAUCAAAGUCUUUGGAAAAUAGGACCAUGUGUCACCCUUAUGAAAAGUUGUAAUGUACUUUGGAAAAUUUUUCCAAGGGAUCUUAAAUUUAAAGACACGUUCAGAUGAGAAGUGCCUUUUAAUUAGUUAACUAUUGCCCUGACUUAAGCAAACCACAUGUCAAUCAAAUCCUGUCGAAAUGCCUAUCUCAAAUAUUUCUCUUCCUAAGCUAUCGUAUUUGAUCAGUAAAUAUUCAGCUAUGUCUUGCAAAGAAAGCCAUGUCUUAAUAUUUGAAUAUUAAUAGACCAAGGUUCUUAUAGUCAUACGUGUCUCCUUUUGAUUUUCCAUUUCAUGGCUGAGUAUUCAUGAACUGCUUCACUCUGUGCACACGCCCGCCUUAUCUCCUCCAUAGCUCACAGGAGCGGGCAAACUGCAGUGAGCCAAGUCAUCAAAGUAUUAAACUUUCCACCCCACCCUUUGACUACUUUUCCAUCCCAUUUCCUUAUGCCUCUAGACCAUACUUGUAAGCUGAGUAAUCUAAAUUAUAUAAAUUAAAAUGUUGCUGUACUGGAGAGAGUGGAUUCCUUAUAACUUAGAGACCUUGAAAUUAUCUUUUUCUGGAGAGAGAAAAGAUAAACAUUACAGAGACCUGAAAAGUUUAUUCUUGUACCACACAGAGCUCAUUUUAUUCAGAACCUGCUACAAAGGCUGUUUCUCAAAGGCAUUCCUAAAUGGAAAUAAGAGACAAUUGUAACAGCAAAAUAUAUAUUUUUAAAAGCCCCUCACUUUCACAGCUCAGGAAAAAAUGAAACUGUUCUGCCUCUCGUAUUACCAUUUCUCAUACCCUGAGGGAGGAGACGUUUAUGUACCCUAUUUUAAUAGGCACAAAUCUUAGGCAGAGGAGAGUGAGAGAGAAGGGCAAAGCACAGUAUUCACUGCAGUAGUCAUCCGGGAGCUUUGCUGUGAGACGACCUCGCCUUACCUGUGACUUUAGCUACCCGGCCUCUUCAACCACGGUAUAAAAAUAUUAAGUGGAAACUUUCAGAAAUAAGCAACUCAGAAGUUUUAAAUUGUGCAACAUCCUAAGGUGAAAUUCCUUGCUUCCUUCUAUUUCACCUGAACCAGAAUCAGCCCUGUAACUUAUGUAUCCGUGUGGUUGAUGUGACCUGCCUGGUGGUAGCCAUUGCAUUUCUCAAACUGACUUCCACAGGAUCACAGAGUUUGUGCUUAAGUGCCUUUGUGUAAUAAAUAGUCUAAGGCUACAUCGCAGUGCCUGUAUCAUUGAUCUCAUGUCGUCCCAUCAGGCAAGCAUUCCUGUCUGGAAUUCCUAUUAAGAUAUCAAGUU
Messenger RNA from Mus pahari (shrew mouse), 3804 nucleotides. It is a transcript of the gene Chst9, whose product is annotated as carbohydrate sulfotransferase 9. Gene Ontology annotation, biological process: carbohydrate biosynthetic process; proteoglycan biosynthetic process. Gene Ontology annotation, molecular function: sulfotransferase activity. The coding region runs from base 257 to 1330 and encodes 357 amino acids. The record is from RefSeq and is a predicted model, not a curated record. Gene Ontology annotation, cellular component: membrane. NCBI's taxonomy places the organism in Eukaryota, Metazoa, Chordata, Mammalia, Rodentia, Muridae. The transcript has 5 exons.